AUGAUGAACCGGGAAAACGCGCUCCCGUCGCGGUGCGCGGCCAAGCGAGGAGGCGUCUCGGCUGGCGUCCCGAGCCAAUGGCGCACGACGCAGCUCGACGCUCCCAGACGCGGCCAGCCCAGACAUCAUUGCAGACUUGACACCGGCGGAAGCGGACGUCCGGCAUCCCCGGCGUGCAGCGACGAUACGCGCCUUUCUUUUCUUUUUCCGAAUGAAGCACCGACAAUCAGACGAGCUCACGAUGACUCGCAGCGAGGAAGGACGCACUUUUUUCGGCAGCAGACGAGCGGAGACGCGUGGGUAGCGAGAUCGAACAAAACGCCCAUAAGUUGCACAAAUGAACGGGUUCAGGUGGCUUGGAGCUGCAGCAAGGGGGGGAGCCCCAGAACACCACAAGGAGAGACCAGACCAGAUUUGGGAGAGAGGUCCAUGAUGGAGGUGCAGGCCCGCACACAACGCCACUUUGGAUCCCCCCCCACCCCAAACCAUGUCUGCAUUUGUUCCCGUCACACACCCUCCCUUGCCUUUUGGGCUCCGGGGCCAUACAGUAAGAUGGAGAAGACACGCCUAUCCGAUACCGCUUUGAUGUCCACAUCAUCACAGCAGUAUCUCGCUUUCCGUUAUGGAGUCAUUCCAGAAGGUUCAGCGAAAACCCGAACAUGAGAAAACAGAUUUUUAGCAUAGAAAUCAUCUGUUCCAGACACCACCGACGUUCCAAACAAUACAUUUCAUGGAGAAGAAUUCUACUUGUAGGACGUGACGUCAUUGUAGUUGACCAAUGGGCAGUGUCAGGUCUCUUUGUAUGAAACCAGAGACAAUCUAUGAAAACCAGGGCAACAUUUUAGUGAAAAUGUUCACCAAAAAACUGAAUCACACGAAAACUAGUGUGAGCAAAAACAACGUUCCACAAACGCCGAGUCGCUGUUUCCACGGAAAAAUCUCCUUUAAGAAGUACCUCAGCGUCAUUUAGCAUAAGACA
This is a messenger RNA of Doryrhamphus excisus (bluestripe pipefish), 979 nucleotides long. The record is from RefSeq and is a predicted model, not a curated record. NCBI's taxonomy places the organism in Eukaryota, Metazoa, Chordata, Actinopteri, Syngnathiformes, Syngnathidae.